UAAAUUCAUCAAAGAGUCCAGGAGAGCUUUGUUCAAACUAAUGACUGUGCAUAUUAAAUGACGCGUCGGUGAAUGUUUUGAGAGUUCUGCUUCUGAAUGGAAUGAAAUCCUCAAUAUUCUCCAGUGGACUCUCAAAGGUGGCGCUGGAUUUUGGAUCUCCUCCUGCUUUGCGGUUCUAUGAAGAACUCCAGUGGGAAGGUAAACGCUCAUUGAUUCCAGGACAGUAGUUGAUAGCUGAUUCCAGGGCCCCGAACUUCACUCAACCACAUACACAUGGAAAGGUAAUGGCUUAAUGCCAGGUUCAGGUUGAAUGAAGUUUCACAGUUCUAAUCCAGUUUAGUGAAAUGAUUGGAUUUUCCCCAUGUUUGAAGAUGGCGAAGCAUUACAUGCAUUGCAGUUUUAAAUUACGUUUUCAUUGUUCAGCCAGUCGGAUUCAAAUCUGAGUAUGAAAUGCGGCAGCAAUGACAUAUGUAGAUCGGCGAGAUGAGGCCUUAUUUCUGCUGAUCCAUCGCAGCGAUGGCCUUGUGUACCUGCGGACUGAGUCUUUCAUGAUACAGCAUCACCACAUGGUGAUUGGUCGGAAUCGGCUGGAAUCAUUUUGGUCGAGCAACCAGGAUAUUCUGGACCGUCUGCUCUUCUCGAAGGAACCAGAGAUUUGGUAAGAGUACUUUGGUUCAGCCGGUUGCCACAAUGAAUGUCGUCCCAGGACCCCUUCCUAACAUGAGUUUACCACCUCCAGCCAUGAUCACAGGAGCCUCCCCGCCAUCUUUCUCUCCUCUUGGAUUCAAACCGAUACAGAUGCCUACAGGGUUCCCUCCUGUCAUCCCGCUGGCCUCUAUGAACCCCUCAGGUCCUCCUUCAUCCAUCACAGAAAGCCCAACCAAAGAACCUUCAGAAGACGCUCUUGAGGCUCCCAGGAGUCAGAUGGUCCCGACAGGAGCUCAAGCGCUCAGCCCGCCACCUCUCACGGGGAUUCUGGGGCCCAGACCGGGACCCCUACCACCACGACCCCCUGUGGGGCUCCGCCCACCAUUCAUGCCCCAUUUCCCCAAUAACGGUUCUCAUCCCAUCCAUCCCCCUCAAAAUAUGCCCCCUCAAAUGAUGCCCCCCAGGGGCCCCAACCCAAUGUUUGGUGAAGCCCCUGUGGGCCGUUUCCGGAUGCCCAUGAUGGGCCAUCCAAGACACAAUUUCGCCCCAAGACAUGAUCCCCCCCCUCACAGGCCCCCCAUGGGUCCUAGGGGAGAGGAACCGCACUGGCCGGACAGAUUUGGAAACGAGCCGCCAUUUCGGGGUGGGUGGGGCAGGGGCGGCCCUCGUGGAAGAAGUCGCUUUUCGAACUGAGUUGGGUGCUUUUUUUAGGGGCCAAUGGCUUCAUCUCCGAAUGGACUGCGGAAAACGGGACUCUGCGUCCUGUUGACUGGAGCGGGAACACGGAGAACACAUGGAAUUAACAGACACUGUUUCUAAAGUUCACGUCUCCGAAUACCAGUGAUGAUGCUCACCUUUCUACACGUCGUAAUAUUCGUUUGAAUAGGCGAGACAGAACCAGAGAUCACACAUUAUGAAAUUCCCGUUUGCACUUUGUCGCUCCAUGUAAAAUCGAAGAGGUCUGUAAUAUUUCAGACGUUACACUCACUACCAUGGACUAACAUUAGAGGUCUAGUGUGUAGUUUUCAUGUAAAUAGUCCGGUUUUGCACACUUCACGAUCGUUGUAUAUGAAGAAACCAUCUCUGGAAAAUGUUCAGCCCAGCUUCCGUUGUGUAUAUUUGGAGGAAAUAUUUAGUUAAAAGCGUUUGUAGCCUUUCAGCGAGGAAGAAUAGUGUAAGUACUGUGUUGUGUAAUCAUUAGAGCUGUAGGUUACACUCUUGUCAGCGGUAGAGCAUCAUCUUUGGCGGUUUAAUUUUACGAAGCUAUUUUUUUACCAAUCGUUCUUGAUUUCUUUUCCUGUCUUAAUGGUUUAUAUUAACAUGCUAAAAGGAACACGAGUAAAAGUUGUGGUUAUGUAAACUGA
Messenger RNA from Rhinichthys klamathensis goyatoka, 2012 nucleotides. Its product is annotated as basic proline-rich protein-like. Bases 691 to 1341 code for a protein of 216 amino acids. The transcript has 4 exons. NCBI's taxonomy places the organism in Eukaryota, Metazoa, Chordata, Actinopteri, Cypriniformes, Leuciscidae. The record is from RefSeq and is a predicted model, not a curated record.